GGGAAGAUGCUCCGGUUGGCGUGGCCACCUCUGCUGUUGCUGCUGUUUCCAUCGCCGGGGCAGACGGCACCCAAAGACGGAGGCUUGAGGCCGGAUGCUGCAGAAUGGGCCAAACCCCUGCCCGAUCCCUUCCAGCCGGGACAGGAGCAGCUGCGGCCGCUGCAGACAUACCUCAAGGGCCUGGAACAGGCAGCCGGAGACCCGGAGCACAUGGGCCGGGAACAGGUGCUCUUAUACCUCCUGGCGCUGCAUGACUAUGACCAGAGCGGACGGUUGGAUGGGCUGGAGCUGCUGGAUCUGCUGGGGGCGGUCCUGGCCCCGGGGGAAGGUGCCCUGCCCCCUUCCACCCCCCAGGUGAUCGAGCUGGUCGACACGGUGCUGGCGACGCGGGACUCAGACGGAGAUGGGCUGCUGACGCCUGUGGAGUUACUGGCCCUCCCAGGGGACACGUCAGAAGACCAAGAGAACCGAGACUCGCUGGCUCCGGCGCUCCCGAGCUCCGAGCAGGUUGGCAAGGAGGUGCCGGAGCCCGCAGAUCCGUUGGAACAAGGAACGGGAGAGACUGGAGAGCUGGGGGAAGCCGUAAGGGCCGGCAGAGAGGCUUUGGAGCUUGCAGGGGAGGCCGAGCAACUGGGAGAGGCCACGGGAGGUAGAGGGGAGGAUGAGGGACUCGGGGAAGGGGCUUCAGAGCAGGGGAAGCUCCAGGGGGAAUUUGAAGGAGAUGUGCUGGAGGAGGUUCACAGCAUCCACCUGGAGAAUGAGAUGUGAGCUCAGGCCGCCUGGGGAACAGAGGACAGUUCUCAGGGUUGAGGGGCUGCCGGCAGCUCCGGGUGCGGCCCCGGGGUCCACCUGUCCUCCCUGCUCCCGGGCCCAACAGAGCCUCCGCUCUCCCUGCGUCCCGAGGGAAGAGAGGCCCCGAGUGACAGGGGCCGGGGCUCAGCGCAGCCAAUAAAGAACUCCAUCCCCUUC
Molecule: messenger RNA, 969 nt
Organism: Ornithorhynchus anatinus (platypus)
Lineage: Eukaryota; Metazoa; Chordata; Mammalia; Monotremata; Ornithorhynchidae
Gene: CGREF1
Product: cell growth regulator with EF-hand domain 1
Exons: 5
Coding region: 7-768 (253 amino acids)
Molecular function (GO): calcium ion binding
Source: RefSeq, a predicted model, not a curated record